This is a messenger RNA of Tympanuchus pallidicinctus (lesser prairie-chicken), 518 nucleotides long. It is a transcript of the gene RPLP2, whose product is annotated as ribosomal protein lateral stalk subunit P2. Gene Ontology annotation, biological process: cytoplasmic translational elongation. Gene Ontology annotation, cellular component: cytosolic large ribosomal subunit; ribosome. The coding region runs from base 127 to 474 and encodes 115 amino acids. The transcript has 5 exons. The record is from RefSeq and is a predicted model, not a curated record. Lineage: Eukaryota; Metazoa; Chordata; Aves; Galliformes; Phasianidae. Gene Ontology annotation, molecular function: structural constituent of ribosome.
GCGCGCGUUGUUAAGAGGUGACAGGAAGAAGGCGUUGCCGAAGCCCCGCCCUUUCCUUUUCGCCGCCGGGCUGCCGCAGCGACCGCACGUUCCGGGCCUGUCUCACGCCGCCGCCGCCUCGCCAAGAUGCGUUACGUUGCAGCAUACCUUCUCGCAGUCCUUGGUGGCAAUGAAUCCCCCACGUCCAAGGACUUGAAAAAGAUCCUCGACAGCGUUGGCAUUGAGACGGACGAUGAACGCCUCAACAAGGUUAUUAGUGAGCUGAAUGGAAAAAACAUUGAGGACGUCAUUGCUCAGGGUAACGGAAAGCUUGCCAGCAUGCCAGCUGGGGGAGCUGUGGCAGUCUCUGCUGGAGGGGUGUCUGCUGCUCCUGCUGCAGGUGCUGCCCCUGCUGCUGCUGAGGAGAAGAAAGAAGAGAAGAAGGAAGAAUCUGAAGAAUCUGAUGAUGACAUGGGAUUUGGCCUAUUCGAUUAAUUAUUUGUUAUACAGAAAUUAUUAAAAUUGUUUGUUUAAAAUUU